UAAAUAAAAGGAAAAGAAAGUACGUUGAAAUAAUGAAAUUUUAAGCUCGUCUCAUCCCCAAAUCCGACCAAAACCAAACCACCUCUCUCUCAAACUACCAAACCCUAAUCAAUACAUGUUUAUUUAUCUCAAAAUUCGGUUCCCCAUGCUUUAAUUCCAGGUUUCUCUUCAGAUCCGAUCCACAUCAGGUUUAAUUCAUUUUGAUGAAGUACUGUUGAUGGAUGAUGACAGUGCCGAUUGAUAAAAUGUCUCCUCCUUCGUCCAGGGAGCAUGCGAAACGUCUUUAUGAAAAGAACAUAGAGUUGGAAAACAAUCGUAGCAGAGAUGCUAAGGCACGGGUACCUUCAGAUCCCAAUGCCUGGCAGCAGAUGCGUGAGAACUAUGAAGCAAUAAUUCUCGAGGACCAUGCUUUUUCUGAGCAGCACAAUAUUGAAUAUGCUUUGUGGCAGUUACAUUACAAGCGGAUCGAGGAACUAAGGGCGCAUUAUAGUGCUGCUCUAGCUUCUGCAAGAUCAAACACAUCUAAUGGUGUGAAAGUUCCUCCACAACCUGACAGGCUUACAAAAAUAAGACUGCAGUUUAAGACUUUCCUUUCAGAGGCAACAGGGUUUUAUCACGAUCUGAUUUUGAAAAUCAGAGCAAAGUAUGGACUACCGUUUGGGUACUUUUCUGAUGAUUCAGAAAGCCAAAUUGUUAUGGACAAAGAUGGGAAGAAAUCUGCUGAUAUAAAAAAGGGUUUGGUGUCUUGUCACCGUUGCUUGAUAUACUUGGGAGACCUAGCACGGUACAAAGGAUUAUAUGGAGAUGGAAAUCCUAAAUCACGUGAAUAUGCAACUGCUUCAAGUUACUACUUGCAAGCUGCAUCAAUUUGGCCAUCAAGUGGGAAUGCACAUCAUCAGCUAGCUAUAAUAGCUACAUAUUCAGGAGAUGAGCUGGGGGCUGUUUAUCGAUAUUUCCGGAGUUUAGCUGUUGAUAACCCAUUUUCAACUGCAAGGGAUAACUUGAUUGUGGCAUUUGAGAAGAAUCGACAUAAUUACUCACAACUUCCUGGGGAUGUUAAAGCUCCCUUCAAGGAACCUGCUGUGCGUCAAUCAGGUAAAGGUAGAGGGAAGGUGGAAGCGAAACUUGCAUCUAAAGAUGGCAACAUGGAAAAAUACCCUGCUAACGAGAAAGUCUCUGGUGUUCAGGAUACUUUUAAGUCCUUUUGUAUUAGAUUUGUGCGUCUAAAUGGCAUUCUUUUUACACGCACAAGCCUGGAGACUUUUGCAGAUGUUCUUACUCAGGUUAACCAUGAUUUAUGUGAACUUCUCUCUUCUGGACCAGAAGAGGAACUGAAUUUUGGAACGGGUGCUGCUGAGAAUGCCCUUCUCUUUGUUAGGAUGGUUUCCAUUCUCAUAUUUACGGUGCACAAUCUGAAGAGGGAGAGUGAAGGUCAAACGUAUGCUGAAAUUGUACAGCGUGCUGCCCUACUUCAGAAUGCCUUCAUCGCCAUUUUUGAGUUGAUGGGACAUGUAGUGGAAAGAUGUUUACAACUCCGGGAUGUUUCUUCAAGCUACACUUUACCUGCUAUUCUGGUUUUCCUAGAAUGGUUGGCUUGUUGCCCUGAUGUUGCAGCUGCUAUUAGUGAUGUUGAUGAGAAGCAGUCAAGUACUAGAUCUUUUUUCUGGAAACACUGCAUAUCAUUACUGAACAAGAUUCUGUCAAUUAGGCCUAUGUGCAUGGAUGUUGAUGAAGACGAGACCUGCUUUUUCAAUAUGAGUAGGUAUGAGGAAGGAGAAACUGAGAACCGUCCUGCAUUGUGGGAGGACUUUGAGUUGCGAGGGUUCUUGCCUCUUGUUCCAUCGCAUGCCAUUUUGGACUUCUCGAGGAAACCUUCCUUUGUAAGUGAUGGUGAUAAAGGAAGGAAAGCCCAUGUCAAAAGAAUCUUAGCAGCUGGGAAGGCUCUAGCAAAUGUCAUUAGGGUUGAUCAGAAAAUUGUUUGUUUUGAUUCGAAAGCUAAGAAAUUUCUUAUUGGUGUGGGGCCAUUUCCAGAUGGCACAUCUGCUACCUCAAUGGUAACAAAUAGCUUGGUUCAUGAAUCCCCCUCUGAGAACAUAGUUAACAUUGGAAAUGUUCAGUCAAUCCCACAACCUAGAAUCGCUGGGGAAGAGGAUGACAAUGAUGAAGUGAUUGUUUUCCAGCCAGCUGUGAGUGAGAAGAAAACUGAGGUGAUUGAUCCAAAUCAUUCCCCUUCUGAGAUUUUGAAGCUCAAUCAAAGUAGUGCUGGUGAUCUAAAAUUCUUUGGCAGUACAAUGUCUGCUCCUUAUGAUAGUCUUCUCCAGUAUGAGACGUUUGAUGCUAGUCAUCCACUGCCUGUAUCUGUUGGUACUAUUCUCCCUCAGCAUCUGCAACCUGUUCAGAUGCAUGGAUCUGGGUGGUCAAUGGAAGAUGCUACUUUUCUGGCUAAUAGCUUUAAAGGUUUGACAACAUUGGGUAAUGGACAUUUAACAACGAGUGAGGUGCAAGAUAAUUUAGGCUUUUCUCAUCCUGCUACUCAUUCGCUUGCCAUCCAACAGCCUGUCAGUGUUGGUGCUAAUGGUACAUACUACAGUCCGACAAAAAUGUCAGGAAUUGUGAUGCCAUCCAGAACUAAUGCUAUUGUGCCAAGUGUUGGUACUGGUGAUGCCUUAGCUGCUAGAACUAUCUCAGCUUCAUUAGUUGGGAUGCAGAAGAAUCCAGUUAGCCGUCCAGUUAGCCAUCUUGGUCCGCCACCGGGGUUUAGCUCUGUUCCUCCAAAGCAACUGAAUGAAUCUGUUUCUUCCAUAGGUUUGGAAAAAAGUCCGAUGGAUUAUUAUAGCUGGUUGGAUGGACAUCAGUCGAGAUCCUUAUUUAAAGGCUCUGGGAUUGAGAGUUCACUCUAUAAUUCAUCUCAUGCUAAUCCCCAGUAUGCCAAUAACAAAAGCAAUGGCGUGACUGGAACAGUAAGCUUUCCUUUCCCUGGAAAGCAGGUUCCAGCAGUGCAGGUUCAAAUCGAAAAGGAGAAAGGCUGGCAAGACUACAAUACCCUUGAGCAUCUGAAAAUUCAGCAUGAACAGAAAUUGCAUCAAAAGCAGCCCAUGAAUGGGAACCAACACUUUACCUCGUUGCCUGAGCAGUAUCAAGGACAAUCAGCAUGGAUGGGUCGUUAUUUUGUGUGAGAAUAUGCAAAUGUAGCUGGUUCUUGAGAAUGAUUACACCGUGAAUGCACUGCUUCCAUUUGCCGCCAAGUUCAACUCCAACUUUGAAGUGUUGUCAAUGUUGAGUUUUUUUUUUUUUAUGGAACGUGCCAGGCAUUGGCUUCCAGUGGGCACUUGCUGCUAAACAGGUGAGUGUGCACUCAUUAUCAGAGAUUAUCUCAACAAAGUGAAGCUUAGUGUUAAUAUUGCGGAGUUAACCAGAUUUGUGGAGGAAGAUUGAGGAAACCAAUCUUAUAAGAUGCUAAAUUCGCAAGGGAGUAAAUGGUUACUUGAGAUGGAGCUGCUUGGUUUUUGGGGCCAAAUAACUUGAGGAGCUGGGGUCAAGUAAAACUUGGUUUAGUAUCCUAAUUAACUUUGGGAAUGUCUGUGCGGUUAAAAGUUAGCAGGCGGCAGAUGGUAAAGUGGAGCUGUUCUCCGCAGAUAGCUUUGCGGUAUGAUCAAUGGAGGGACGGUGGGAUUGGUAAAACUCAGAAUUUGUGGGGGAUGGUUUUGAGUUAUGUUAUAUCUGGAGGAUCCAAGACUUGUAUGCUUUUAUUUUGUUAUAUUCUAGUGACUUGUACUAGUUUGGGAAUCCCUCGAUACUUCUUUUAUGAAAUAAAUGCAUAAUAAACGUUUGGUUGCU
Molecule: messenger RNA, 3837 nt
Organism: Hibiscus syriacus
Lineage: Eukaryota; Viridiplantae; Streptophyta; Magnoliopsida; Malvales; Malvaceae
Product: protein SMG7-like
Exons: 7
Coding region: 222-3176 (984 amino acids)
Biological process (GO): nuclear-transcribed mRNA catabolic process, nonsense-mediated decay
Cellular component (GO): telomerase holoenzyme complex
Molecular function (GO): telomeric repeat DNA binding; protein binding; telomerase RNA binding
Source: RefSeq, a predicted model, not a curated record